UUCAUCCUUCACCUUUUUGCACAACAAAAUCUCGCAUUCCUUCUUCACCGCCUCUUUCGUUUCCAAAUCUGUUCGUCGAUGGAGAGAGAAUCGGAUACUAAAUCCCUCUUAGUCUCAGAGAUUUGCUCCAUUUCAGUAACACCUGUGAUUGCUUGCGCUCACAGGAGUAGAAGCCAGCUGCCGGCGAGGUCGAGUUUCGUCGACUGGUAUCGUGUUCUUAGAGUGGAAGAAGAUGCAGGGAUUGAUGUCAUACGAAAGCAGUAUCAUAAACUUGCUUUACAGCUCCAUCCGGAUAAGAACAAGCAUCCGAAGGCUGAGGUUGCCUUCAAGCUUGUUUCAGAGGCCUACAAAUGUCUAUCUGACGAUGAGAGAAGAACAGCUUUCAAUUUGGAGAGAUGGAAAAACUUCUGCAUUGGAUGCAAUAGAAUCCCAUACGCAACCUCCUGCAACUCUCCCACCAAUUUUCGCGCACCAAAACUUAAACCAACCCGGUCAAGAUCUUGCAGGAUUCCUCUGGAAGGCCUGAAGGACAUGAGAACCAGAUUCAAAGAGGAGGCCAGGGUGAUUCAGAACUGCUUGAAGGCUAAUAACACCUUGUCAAGAAAAGAAUCCCCUCUCUUCGACCCUUCACAGACUGCAUUACAGAGCGAAAAUCGCUACGAGUUGAAUAAAGAAUCGCCAGUCUUUGAUCCCUCCGAUUAUGUAUUUGAAGGGUACCCUCAUAUCAGGAGCCAAAUGUGUAAGAAACCAGAGUGUUUCUGGUACUUGCGGAGGGAAAAUGUAGUGAGACAUGGAGAGGGAAAGGUAGGGAUGGAUGAUAUACCAGUCUUCAGAACGAGAUCUGAUUGGAUAAUGUUCAAAAGCAAAUCUACACGUGCCCGUUCAUGAUUCAUUAUACUCAUACGUAGCAUAUGCUGCCUUUUUUUCCUGAGAUUUUCUUUUCCUGAGCUGUGU
This is a messenger RNA of Carica papaya (papaya), 954 nucleotides long. RefSeq lists its product as uncharacterized. The record is from RefSeq and is a predicted model, not a curated record. Lineage: Eukaryota; Viridiplantae; Streptophyta; Magnoliopsida; Brassicales; Caricaceae.